AUGCCACAGAAUCGGCAGGAUAUGCAGUGGCCAUCACAAACAGCAACACAGACUUAUCCAUUAAACCAUCAUCAACGAUUUCACAAGAAACUGCAGCAGCCAAGUAAUGUGAUCCAAUCCUACACACGAAGGAGAGUGGUUGAUCCAGACAUAAAGUUGCCAGAAACUCUGUAUAUCCCUCAAUGUCUUUCAUCUGGCAUGAUGCCAUCUGCCAUAUCCAUUUCCGAUACAAAAGAGGUUCGAGCUACAGAUAAUACAGAUAGCAAUGCAUCUCUAGUCAAAAAGGCGGAUAAAAAAACACAAUCUAUAGCAGCAGCCAAUGCUCGGUUGCAUAGUCAUUAUCUCACCAAUUCAGAGCCAGUAUCCGAACCAGUAUCUGAAUCAGUCUCAAUCGCAAGUACAUCUGUCAGGACAUUUGUUACAACAAAACCAGUGUCAUCAUUAAAUAAGCAGCCAACAAUUGUCAAGCAUGUAAUAGGACCAGGAGUUAGUAUUCCAGACGCAGUUAAAGCUGUCAAGAGCCAGCAGAAAGUUUUGUUUGGAAUGGCUGUAAGUUGA
Molecule: messenger RNA, 558 nt
Organism: Batrachochytrium dendrobatidis JAM81
Lineage: Eukaryota; Fungi; Chytridiomycota; Chytridiomycetes; Rhizophydiales
Exons: 2
Coding region: 1-558 (185 amino acids)
Source: RefSeq, a predicted model, not a curated record